AUGGAAAAUCGUCAUGGUCUGAAAUCCUGGCAUUGGGGACAAAAUCAUGAAAUUGAAGCAGAAAAAGGAAGAAUUCGUAGACUUGCCAAUUUUCCAAUUUUCGAUAAGGUUGAAGUGAAUGACGAUAGUCAUGACAAUCUUUAUAGAUUUAUGAGGACAUCAAGAAAUAUCCCAAAAAUCGAGGAAGAAUUUGAAAAAUUUCUAAUAGACGGAAAUGGAAUACCUAUAAAACACUUUAUUCGAUACGAUGGAGAAACACUAGAACCUCAACCUGUGAGACCAGGAGAAUACCCUGGUGAAUCAUUCACGUCAAAAGAUACCAACCCCAUAAAGGCUGAAAUUGAUAAAUUUCAUUGGGAAACAGAAUCUCAAUAA
Solanum verrucosum is the source of this 375-nucleotide messenger RNA. RefSeq names its product probable phospholipid hydroperoxide glutathione peroxidase. Gene Ontology annotation, molecular function: glutathione peroxidase activity. Gene Ontology annotation, biological process: response to oxidative stress. The transcript has 3 exons. Bases 1 to 375 code for a protein of 124 amino acids. The record is from RefSeq and is a predicted model, not a curated record. Lineage: Eukaryota; Viridiplantae; Streptophyta; Magnoliopsida; Solanales; Solanaceae.